Messenger RNA from Triticum urartu, 4653 nucleotides. Lineage: Eukaryota; Viridiplantae; Streptophyta; Magnoliopsida; Poales; Poaceae. The record is from RefSeq and is a predicted model, not a curated record.
ACGCGCACACUGCACACAAACGCUGCUAGCUCGCCAGGUAACCGAGAGAGAAAGUAGACUAAGCUCAAGAUGGCAACGACAAUCGUGACCGCCGCGACGGGGGUGAUGAACCCCAUCAUCGGCAAGCUCACCAAGCUGAUGGGAGAAGAGUACAAGAAGCUCAAAGGGAUGAGAAAGGAGGUGGCUUUUCUCAAGGACGAGCUCAGCGCCAUGAAUGCUGCCCUUGAGAAGCUGGAGAUCAUGGAAAAGCUCGAGCCAGGUACCAAGGACUGGAGGGACCAUGUCAGGGAGAUGUCCUACGACAUGGAGAAUUGCAUCGAUGACUUCAUGCAGGAUAUUGGAGGUGCCGACGCCAAUGCCAGUGCUGGUUUCAUGAAGAGGAUGUCUCGACGGCUGAAGACGUUGAGGGUGCGUCACCGGAUUGCUGGCCAGAUCGAGGAGCUUAAGGCUCGUGCAGUAGAGGCGAAUGAACGGCGAAUAAGGUACAAGAUUGAUGAUUGCAAUACUAGUUGUGGCUCUGUGGAUAUUGAUCCGCGGAUUUCAGUGAUGUACAAAGACGCUGCUGGACUUGUGGGUACUGAUGGCCCAAAGAAGGAGAUUGUCAGUUUGUUAACAGUCACCGAGAAGAAGCUCAAGGUGGUAUCCAUCGUGGGAUUUGGAGGACUGGGUAAAACUACCCUUGCUAAUCAGGUGUAUGAUGAUCUCGAAGGGCAAUUUGACUGUAAGGCAUUUAUUCCUGUCUCUCAAAAACCAGACAUGCCACGGCUUCUCAACAAGCUAAGAUUAAAGCUUGGGAUAAAUGAAUCCUCUGGUAUUUGUGAGGUGCAAGACAUCAUCGAUCAACUUAGAGAACACCUUGCAAACAAGAGGUAUUUUAUUGUAGUCGAUGACUUGUGGGAUGAAGAAGCAUGGGACAUGAUAAGAUGUGCCUUUCCAGAAAAUGGUAACGGGAGUAGAGUAAUAGUAACCACCCGAGUGAAAGCCGUUGCAAUCUCAGCAUGUUCAAAUAAUUAUGAGCACGUCUACAAAAUGAAGCACCUCAGCUCUGAAGAUUCGAGAAGGUUAUUCACGAGCAGAGUAUUUGGGUCUGAAAACAAGUGUCCAUCUAAUUUUGAGGAAGUUUCAAAUGAAAUUCUGAAGAAGUGUGGCGGAUUGCCACUUGCAAUCAUCACUAUAGCUAGCCUAUUGGCUUCCCGUCGAGAAAGAUCAAGGAAUGAUUGGGAGAACAUACGGAAUUCUCUAGGUGCCCAGUUUGCCAUAAAUCCCACUCUGAAAGGGAUGAGGAGUAUAUUAAACCUCAGCUAUAUGAAUCUCCCUCUUCAUCUCCGCACUUGUUUUCUUUACCUUGGCAUGUAUCCAGAGGACUAUGAGAUUGUGAGGGAUGAUCUCGUCCGAAAAUGGAUAGCCGAAGGCUUUGUCAGUAGUUUGCAUGGAACAAAUUUGGAGGAUGUUGGGAUAAGUUAUUUCAAUGAGCUAGUCAACAGAAGCCUGAUUCAGCCUACAAUGAGCAUAUACGGGCAGGUGUGUUGCAAAGUACAUGACAUGAUGCUGGAUCUGAUCUUGAGAAAGUGUUCAGAAGAUAAUUUUAAUAGUGUGGCAUAUAGUUCUAAAGAGAUGACAAGACUGCGUGACUGCACUUACAAGAUCCGUCGGCUGUCUCUGAUAUCAAGUGUUGAUAGAACAACAAAAGAAACAAUAUCUUGGACAGUUUCGGAUAGCACGUCACAAGUUCGGUCAUUGACAUGGUUCGGAGAUUGCAAGUCCAUACCUCGUCUUUCUCAGUUGAAGUAUAUCCGUGUGUUAUUCUUUGAAAAUUUAGAUGUAUCUUGGGGUUCACAUCUGGACCUCACUGCUAUCAGCCAAUUGUUCCAACUGAGGUAUUUAAAGGUUCCAUAUUAUUGCAAUGCAAAGCUUCCCAAAGAAAUUCGGGGGCUUGUGCAUUUGGAUACGUUGGAUGUACAAAAGGGAAGCAUCCCGUCAGACAUAGAGCACUUGCCCCGUUUGUCUAAUCUGACAAUGGGUUCGUUUGGGAAGAUAGGGCUACCUGAAAGGAUCGGGAUCAUGGAAUCACUUUGCACACUCGAUGGUUUCAAACUGCAGAGUUCGCUGGAGGCUCUUGAGGGCCUUGGUAAGCUGACUAAUCUGAGGAGUCUGAAGCUUUAUAGCUCUGAUGAUGAUCAGCGCAAUCUGCUGGAGAAGUCGAAGUUUGAUGCUUUCGCCUCUUCUUUUUGUAAGCUACGCAACCUCAAAUAUCUAUGGAUUGUAGGCAAUCAGGAUGAUAAGGACGACAUUUUAGCCUCAGUUUCAGAUUGUCCUGCCCUUAUCGAGGAAAUGUGCCUUCGCAGGUGGAAGAUGUUGGGAGUUCCUAAAUGGAUCGGUGAUCUCAAUUGCCUGCGACGCCUGGGAUUGUCUGUUAGGGAGACGAAAACUGAUGCUUUUACUAUUCUUGGAGGACUGCCAUCCCUUGUAUCCCUCUACCUUACAGUUGGCACAUUCCCUAAAGAAGAGGCUGUAAUCAUGAGCAAGGGAUUAUUCCCAGUUCUGGAGCGCCUUACAUUCCUCUCUGACGAAGAUGUUAUAGCAUAUCUGCGGUUCGAGGCAGGAGCUAUGCCCAAGCUACGACAGCUCAGUCUGCAUCUCAGAGUGCCGCAGUGGGGUGGAGCUGCACCAGUUGGUAUGGAGCACCUCUUAGCCCUCCAGAAAAUCAGUUUACUUGUAUUCGGCACCAAGAAGGAAUCUCGUGAACAAGUGAAUCUUGAAGUCCAGUCUGCGUUUAGGAACGCCGUGCAACUGCACCCAAGACCUCCUUCCGUGGAUAUUACCUGUUUAUUGGAGGAGAAAGCAUGGUAUGCACUAACAAGGAGCCAACUAAAGGCAGCUCUCUUCAUCAGCCUUUGCUUGCUUCUCACACGCGCACCGCACACAAACACUGCUAGCUCGCUAGUGAACCCAGAGAGGAAGGAGGCCAAGCUCGAGAUGGCAAUGCCAAUCGUGAGCGCCGCAGCGGGGGUGAUGAACCCCCUCAUUGGCAAACUCACCACACUGAUGGGAGACGAGUACAAGAAGCUCAAAGGAGUGAGGAAGGAGGUGACUUUUCUCAAGCACGAGCUCAGCGCCAUGAAUGCUUCCCUUGAGAAGCUGGAGUUCAUGGAAAAACUCGAGCCAAAUACCAAGAACUGGAGGGACCAUGUCAGGGAGAUGGCCUAUGACAUGGAGAAUUGCAUCGAUGACUUCAUGCAGGAUCUUGGAGGUGCCGACGCCAAGCCCAGUGCAGGCUUUGUGAAGAGGACUGUUCGGCGCCUGAAGACACUGAGGGUGCGGCACCGGAUUGCCGGCCAGAUUGAGGAGCUCAAGGCUCUUGCAGUAGAGGCGAAUGAACGGCGAAUAAGGUACAAGAUUGAUGAUUGCAAUACUAGUUGUGGCUCUGUGGAUAUUGAUCCGCGGAUUUCAGUGAUGUACAAAGACGCUGCUGGACUUGUGGGUACUGAUGGCCCAAAGAAGGAGAUUGUCAGUUUGUUAACAGUCACCGAGAAGAAGCUCAAGGUGGUGUCCAUCGUGGGAUUUGGAGGACUGGGUAAAACUACCCUUGCUAAUCAGGUGUAUGAUGAUCUCGAAGGGCAAUUUGACUGUAAGGCAUUUAUUCCUGUCUCUCAAAAACCAGACAUGCCACGGCUUCUCAAUAGCCUAAGCUUAAAGCUUGGGAUAAAUGAGUCCUCCGGUAUUUGUGAGGUGGAAGACAUCAUCGGUCAACUUAGAGAACACCUUGCAGACAAGAGGUAUAGUUACAUCUUUACUUCUACAAGCAUUCUUGCAUUUCUGCAGGAUAGUUGAGUAAUAGUUUAACUAGAUUUAAGUUUACACCCUAUGUUUCCAAACGUAUUUUGCCUGUCCGCAUAUGACUUUACUAUAAAUGUUUUUUUACAAAGAAAGACAAAUAAUUAUAAAAUCAUCAGAAUUGAAAAGUGUGGUUCAACACUGAUCCAACAAUGUCAAUUGGUUGUAACAUUACUCACAUAAUAUUAGAUAUCACAUAAUUUGAGAAGUCAAAAUGUACCUGACAUACAGAGAAACCAAGGGAGAAGUGCAAGCAUGCCUUACAGUCAAGUUGCCCUCCAAGAUCAUGAGCCAACCGAUGGAUCAUUUAUACAGAACUAAAGUUUAGAAUAUAUACUAGCUCGUUGGCAGUUUAUAUAUGAAACUAGAUCAGUUUACAGAAGUCAUUUGUCCUGGAUCUACAUGUUAAUGAUACCAGAUUAGAACGCGGAAGGGAAAUUUUAAUUGCGAGUUCUCCACCCUUUUGAACAUGAUACUUAAUUAGUGUGCAGAAUUAUAAUUCGCACUGCCAAAUGAUCAUUGAUUUGUUCAUUAAUGUAGUCGUUAAAACGUGGUAUUAGACAGCUAUGCAAAACCAAAGUCUGGAUCGUGGACUGGUUGCCUGCCACUGAACUUGUUGGUUCUUAGUAAAUACUCCCUCUGUCCCAAAUUACUUGUCCCAAAAAUGGAUAAAAAUGGAUGUAUCUAGACCUAAAAUACGUCUAGAUACAUCUAUUUCUUCGGCAAGUAAUCCCGGACGGAUGGGAGUAUUUCAUAUAAACAAAGUUGUCAACGUGAUGAAGUAGGUCGCUUGUAUGUAACAUUAGACAAAUAUGUGGA